Aspergillus piperis CBS 112811 is the source of this 1452-nucleotide messenger RNA. Its product is annotated as MFS transporter. Lineage: Eukaryota; Fungi; Ascomycota; Eurotiomycetes; Eurotiales; Aspergillaceae. Gene Ontology annotation, biological process: transmembrane transport. The coding region runs from base 1 to 1452 and encodes 483 amino acids. The record is from RefSeq and is a predicted model, not a curated record. Gene Ontology annotation, molecular function: transmembrane transporter activity. The transcript has 2 exons.
AUGGAGUCAACUCAGACGAACCAAGAAACAACAAACACCAAGUCAUCCGAGGACUAUAUUUCUACGGACAAUGGCGACCAUGAAAGCAACGAUUCGGUCACGAAUCCCAAGGCGAGCAUUGACAUCGAUGCCGCCCCAGAUGGCGGAUAUGGAUGGGUGAUUGUUGCGUGCGUGUUCUGGCUACAAGUUCACACCUGGGGUAUCAAUGGGAGUUAUGGCGUCUUUUUGUCCUACUACAUGGACAACAACAUCUACCCCGGCACGAGUUCACUCGCCUACGCCUUCAUCGGCGGUCUCGCCAUCGGCUGCGCCUACCUGAUGGCACCCGUCACCGUGUUCCUCAUCCGCCGAUAUGGCACCCACGCGACAAUUAUCACGGGAAUCAUCAUCCAAACAGCUGGACUGAUCCUCGCCUCUUUCACCACCCGCGUAUGGCAGCUCUUUCUUACAGAGGGCGUCUGCUUCGGCGUCGGCAUGGGCAUCAUCUACAUGACCUACCUUGGCGUUCCACCCCAGUGGUUCGACAAGAAGAGCAGCGUUGCAAACGCCAUUCCCGCCGCUGGUGCCGGAACCGGUGGUCUCAUUUACUCCCUUGGGAUUGAAGCGAUGAUCGAGAAUCUCGGUCUCCCCUGGACAUUCCGAACAUUAGCCAUCAUCUCUUUGGUCGUGAACCUCGUGUGCGCGGCCUUCCUCCGCGACCGCAACAAAGCCACCGCCAGUCGUCACGUCGCAUUUAACUUUCCACUGCUAAAGAAAUCCGAGUUUUUGCUUCUUAUCGGCUGGGCCAUCUUCAGCACCUUUGGCUUCGUCUCCAUCAACUUCAGUCUACCCAACUUUGCCAUCUCGAUCGGAUUGACCGCGCGCCAGAGCAGCGUCAUCGGCGCGCUACAUAACCUGGGACAGGGGAUCGGCCGGCCUCUUAUCGGCUUAUUCAGUGACAGACUGGGUCGGUUGAACGUGGCGACAGCUCUGUCCCUGGUAUGUGCGGUGUUCUGCUUCGCUAUCUGGAUUCCCGCUCGGAGUAUGGCCGUGUGCUGUCUGUUCGCAGUAAUGGGAGGCAUGGUCUCGGGAACAUUCUUCGCUACAGUGGCCCCCGUGUUUGUGGAGGUGAUCGGGUUGCAGGAUCUACCUGGGGCUCUCAGUAUCCUGUGGUUGGUGCUGGUAGGACCCGGGGCAGCAGGAGAGGCCAUUGCGCAAGCACUGCGACGACCGGAACAGGGAAUGGAGGCGUAUCGACAGGUGCAGAUCUUCGCAGGGAUGGUGUUUGUAGCAGCGGCGUUGUGUCUAUGGGUGGUGCGCGGGUGGAAGGUGCAGCAGCAGCGGCAGAGAGCUGUCACUCAUACAGCGGGGAUGUGUAAGGAGGUGAUGGAGGUGGAGGUGAGAGCAGAGGAGAAGUCGGGAUGGAAUGUGUUGGAGUUGGCCAGGGAGAUGGUGCGGUACUCUCGUGUAUAG